Prunus mume (Japanese apricot) is the source of this 1724-nucleotide messenger RNA. Its product is annotated as cinnamoyl-CoA reductase 1-like. Gene Ontology annotation, molecular function: oxidoreductase activity, acting on the CH-OH group of donors, NAD or NADP as acceptor. NCBI's taxonomy places the organism in Eukaryota, Viridiplantae, Streptophyta, Magnoliopsida, Rosales, Rosaceae. The record is from RefSeq and is a predicted model, not a curated record.
CCCUCGAGAAGAAGCCAGACCGACUCAGGGUCAGUUAAGUUAAGAUUGAGAGAGAGAGAGAGAGAGAGAGAGAGAGAGAGAGACAGGGAACAGAGAGAGUUGUUUGAAUAAAAAUGGCGGUUGAGAAGGGAAGGUACUGUGUAACAGGGGCUGGCGGGUUCGUUGCGUCGUGGGUCGUUAAGCUUCUGCUUUCCAAGGAUUGCACUGUCCACGGCACCGUUAGAGAUCCCAGCAAUGACAAGUACGCCCACUUGAAAAAACUUGACAAGGCAUCUGAGAACCUUCAACUAUUCAAAGCUGACUUAUUGGACUAUGAGUCUCUUCGUGCAGGGAUUCUAGGAUGCGACGGAGUGUUUCAUGUUGCUAGUCCAGUCCCCUCCACCACUGUGCCAAAUCCUGAGGUAGAAGUUGUUGAACCUGCCGUGAAGGGAACACUUAAUGUACUUAAAGCAUGCCUUGAAGCAAAAGUCAAACGAGUUGUUUUUGUGUCCUCUGUUGCUGCUGUGAUCAUGAAUCCUAGGUGGUCUGAAGGUCAAUUGUUGGAUGAAACUUCUUGGUCGGAUAAGGAAUACUGCAGAAAAACUGAGAAUUGGUAUAGUCUUUCAAAAACUUUAGCAGAAUGGGAGGCUCUGGAGUUUGCAAGAAGAAAUGGGCUUGACUUGGUAACUGUUUGUCCUACACUUAUUUUGGGGCCAAUUCUGCAGUCCACUGUAAAUGCAAGCACCUUGGUCCUCAUCAAGCUUUUGAAAGAAGGGUAUGAGUCAUUGGAAAACAAGGUCCGAAUGAUAGUUGAUGUGCGGGAUGUAGCUCAAGCAGUCCUUCUGGCGUAUGCGAAGCCCGAGGCUGAAGGAAGAUACAUAUGCACCGCCCACCAUAUCAAGGCAAGAGAUCUCGUCGAGGAGCUGAGGAGCAUUUAUCCUGAUUACAAUUAUCCUAAGAACUUUAUUGAAGUAGAAGAACAGCAGCGGUUGAGCUAUGAGAAACUGCAAAGGCUGGGUUGGAAUGCCCGGCCAUUGAAGGAGACGCUCAUUGACUCUAUUGAAAGCUACAAAGAGGCUGGAAUCUUAGAUUGAAAAGAUAUCAGAGCGUGCUUUACCUAACUAGAUGCUCUGAACCCAUCUUACAAAGAGGAAAGUUUGGCUUGUUGCAAGUAGCUUGGAGUCUACCCUAUUACAUAUGUUACUUUUCUGUCUUUAGCUAAUGACAUUAUACUGAAUAUCUUUUAUGUUAUCUUUUCUGUUUGUUGGGAAAAUAGUGCUUUGGACUGUUUCAAUCAGAAUCUUCGGUUCAUAUCAAAUUGUCAAUGCUAACAAUGGAUGACAAAGAAAGCUCAGCUAGCUACAACCACAUACCAAGUCCUUUGGUUUUGUAGAUUAAUUAAGAAUAGGGACAAUACGAAAAGCGUAGGUUUUUUAUUGCGAAACGUCUCUGAUGUUAACGAGUAGUAGUAGUCUAACCCUGUUCUGUCGUCAGAUUUAUUUAUAUUCUCAUAUUGUAAAUUCAUAUUAUUUCCAGUGCUAAUUUUGUCUAUAUUUGUAUGGUGUACAUUCUUGCAUGAAUAUUUAUAAAAUUAAUUUAAAAAACCAGUGUGCGGAGUAAACAAGGCAACAAAGUCGCAAUGCUCUUGGGCCCCGUGUCAUCAAAAAAACAAAAUGUCGCAAUGCAAGAAAUGCAUUAACUAAGGGGGGUCGUUGAAAUUCAGACCCAAAAAAAAAAAAAAAAAA